AUGUCAAGACCAGAUAUACCGCUAAAUCAGAAUCCCGAUGUUUUCCAGUUACUUCGUGACGAGGUACCCCUGUUUGACAACUCUAUAACGUCUAAAGACAAAGAAAUCAUCGAAACACUAUCUGAAAUAUAUUCCAUUAUAAUAACUUUAGAUCAUGUAGAAAAAGCGUAUUUGAAGGACUCUAUAAACGAUACUCAAUACACAAAUACGGUCGAUAAGCUAUUAAAGCAGUUCAAGAUCUACUUAAAUUCGCAGAAUAAAGACGAAAUCAACAAACAUUUCCGAUCCAUCGAAUCGUUCUCAGACAAAUACAACAUUACAGCUUCAAACGCAAUAACGAGACUGGAAAGAGGUAUACCGAUAACAGCAGAACAUGCCAUCUCUACCACCAUCACUGCUGCGUCGGGCGGUAAUGAGCAGGCUUCUUCUAGCGAUAAAAAAUUUAAUGCUAAAUACGUCGCCGAAGCCACCGGUAACUUCAUCACCGUAAUGGAUGCCUUGAAACUCAACUAUAAUGCCAAGGAUCAAUUGCACCCCUUAUUAGCAGAACUAUUAAUCAGCAUAAACCGUGUCACCAGGGAUGAUUUUGAAAACAGAUCGAAACUGAUCGAUUGGAUUGUCAAAAUAAAUAAGUUAUCAAUUGGCGAUACCCUGAACGAAACUCAGAUAAGAGAAUUAUUGUUUGAUUUAGAUCUAGCUUAUAAAAGUUUUUAUGCUUUAUUAGAUUAA
Messenger RNA from Saccharomyces eubayanus, 729 nucleotides. RefSeq names its product ESCRT-I subunit protein VPS28 (gene VPS28). Gene Ontology annotation, cellular component: ESCRT I complex. Gene Ontology annotation, molecular function: protein-containing complex binding. The transcript has a single exon. The coding region runs from base 1 to 729 and encodes 242 amino acids. Lineage: Eukaryota; Fungi; Ascomycota; Saccharomycetes; Saccharomycetales; Saccharomycetaceae. Gene Ontology annotation, biological process: protein transport to vacuole involved in ubiquitin-dependent protein catabolic process via the multivesicular body sorting pathway. The record is from RefSeq and is a predicted model, not a curated record.